CGACAGACGUUGAGUCGAGAGCACACGCGACGCGCAUGUUCAGCGGUAAAUACUGAAAACCGAGUAUAUUUCGAAUAAUACGAGCCACACACACGUUGCGUAUACGCGGCGUGGUCGCGAAAAAACAACAUUCAUCAGUGCAUUUCAGUAAAUAAAAUGGUGGAUGGAAAUUCACGUGAUGCAAAUCGCAUUAUUCGACUCUAAGUGCAACAAGCAGCAAUUUGUGUGGUGUCUCUGCCACAUCGACACCUGUCAAUGCCACUGAGGUUACCACUGAACUUGUGGCUGAGUUCGUAACAACAAUCAGUUCCAAAUCCACAUCCACAUCCGCUUCCGGUUCCGGUUCUUGAUGGAUUGUUCAAUUUAGCCGGCGAUAGCUACGAUAAUCAAAUAGAACCGAGAAUAUAUAGUAUAUACAGCACAUUGAGACUUAUGUGUGAUACGUUGAGUGCAACAAGAACAACAACAGCAACGACAACAAUAACAACAACAUGUUAACAACACACCACUUGCAUCACUUGCAUCAUCAUCGCGGCAGCACGGCCAUCGAUUUGGAUAAGGUUACCAAUUUGAAUACGCUCAUCGUCGAGAUCAACAGCCACGUGGCGCUUUUCCGCGAUAUGCUGAUACAUGUUGGCCAGGCCAAGGACUGUCCGGAGUUGCGCGAAAAGAUACGCAAAUUGCGACGCACCUGCGUGGAGGCAUUCAAGCACACGGCUCAAAUACUCAUGCCCCAGGUCAAGAGCGCCAUGGCCGAUGGCAUUCUCACGGACAACCCGCACUUGGUCCUUCUUUUCUACAUGGCUCAGUUGUUUCUCCGUGAACUGGUGAAAAGCUAUCGACUCAUUCAAGUGGUGCCAAUGGAUAUGUCUGGCUAUUAUGAGAAUCGUGCGGGACCCUCGAAUUUGGGUAAUGUUAUAAGCCAGAUAUUGUUGUGCAAGCAAUUUACGCCCGAUUUUAAUGAGGAGGAAUUAUGCAGCAUAACAAAGGACUCGCAGGAUAUUGCCAUGCUGUUAUCGGAGAUGCAGGAAUAUAUGCCACAACAUGAGGCAUAUUUGGAACGAAACGCAGCUCUGGAUACAAAUGGUCCUUGGCCAACAAAACGACGACAGAAUUAUAUAUGCAAAAAUAUGAGCCUACUCUGUUGUGUCUCCAGGCCAAAUUAUCUCUGAGACGAGGAGGAAAUUGUUUAAUCACACUCAUACACUCACACACUCACACACACACACUACUUGUAUCAAUUACUAGUGUUUAAGUUAAGCCUACAACUAAACAACUAAUACUAAGUGUACAACAACAACUCAAUUAUCAUUGUAACAUACUCGGAAUCCAAGGUCAAAAUUCUAGACACAAACUAAUUUAUACAUAGAAAUAUAUAUAAUACUCCGCAUAUAUACAUAUACUUUUAAGGGAUGUUGUGUAUAAUCAAAGUUAGUUAUGCUGCAUGAUACAAUACUUAAUCUCACUUUUGGGAUGAAAACAGAAGUAGGAAUGUUUUAUUCAAACACUUAAAGUGUAGUUCAAUUAAAUUCGCAAUGGAAUUAGCUGAAAGUAAAUUCUGAAUUAAGACUUUAAUUAAACUUUCAGUUGAUCAAUUAACCUUUUAACUCUAAAUUUUGAAAGUUUCAUGUGCUUUUAAUAAUUUUAUAGACCAUUAGAAUUGCCGACUGCCUCACAAGCUAUCGCCUAAAAAACGCUGUGAUUUUAAUUGAGCUUUUAGCAAAUGUUAAGGGAACUUCAAUAUUAAAUUCUCAAUUUAAUUAACUCUCAGAUGAACAAAUCGGUGAGUUUUCAUUUGCUUUUCAAUAAGCUUCUGUUUAUAUUAAAGUAUUUUUAAGCUUUCAAUUCCCAAUAAAAUAAGCUAAUCAGAGUUUGGAGCUUUCAAGUGUUUUUUAAUGAACCUUCAGCUAGUGUUGCGAAUCUCAUCUAUCAAAAAAAUUAGAAAACAGUUAAGACUUUUCUAGGUCUGUACAUUGUGUAGUAAUUGUUUAGAGUAAAUGUUAAACAAACAAAAGAGAAAUCCUACUAAAAAAGCACAUUAUUCAACAAUUACGAUUGAGUUAACAUUACGUAGUCAGUAGGGGGAGCAAGGGGGGAACCUGGUAAUUAAGUUAAAAGCCUGACAUGGAUCUGGACUUUAUUCUCGACCUAAAUCUGUGUCUGGGCAUGUGUUAGAAUAAAAAGCAAUAAAACAACUUGUUAUUAAAUCACACAAACACAUAAACACUCCAAUAUACACACACACACAUAUAUAUAUAUACAUAUAUAUCUACGAUGUCCUUAGGUUUCUGUUAGCUUAUUUGAAAGACAACAACAACAAAGUUGAACUGUGCGCAGUACCUAAAAAUGAGCAACAUGUGACCAAUAAAAA
Drosophila innubila is the source of this 2371-nucleotide messenger RNA. RefSeq lists its product as uncharacterized. Gene Ontology annotation, biological process: G protein-coupled receptor signaling pathway. The transcript is spliced from 6 exons. Bases 492 to 1172 code for a protein of 226 amino acids. The record is from RefSeq and is a predicted model, not a curated record. Gene Ontology annotation, cellular component: neuron projection. Lineage: Eukaryota; Metazoa; Arthropoda; Insecta; Diptera; Drosophilidae.